AUGAUGCCUUUGAUCCCGCACUCACCCCCUAUGUUUCCGGGCACACACGUGCCCCUCUUUCCAGCCAUUCCUGCCCCUUGGCAUCAAGGAGGCGCUUGGACAAGUGAAAAUAUUUACGGAAGCCCGUUCUAUCCGGUAGGAAUGAUUAGUGGUCAGACGUGGUCUACAGGUCCGGCCUGGGGUCAGCAGUGGAGCACCAGUGACCAGACCGGAACAUGGCCACUUAAUGGUCAGUUCGGACAGAACGGACAAUGGUUUUCAAGUGACCAAAACGGCUUUAAUAGUCAGUGGCCAGUAAAUGGUCAGAAUGGAAUAUGGUCACCCAAUGGACAGAAUGGGCAAUGGGCAUUUUCUGGUCAAAACGGACAAUGGACGGACCAGUCUCAAUUUCGGCCGAAUUCAUGGGAAAUCAAUGGUCAACAGGACACGACCUUAACAAACACCGAUAACUUUGGUACCGGAAUGACAACCGGAAACAGCAAUCCAUGGGGAAUGUACAGACAAUUAACAAUAGACUCAUCGUUGAGGAACCAGGCUGCUGCCGGAAACCAGGGUACGUGGAACCAGCAGACGGGUUUCAACAACGGAUUCCGAUCUGGUACAGACCAGACUGGUUGGCAAUCCAUUGAUGGUUCCCUGCAGCGCGGGUUUCAGAGUGGGAUCCAGAGCAUCAAUAACGGGCUUCCGUCAUCAACUACAAGUUUUGGUUCCCCUUUCGGACUUAACCUUCCACCCUGGGCAGGCAAAAAGAAAUAA
Dreissena polymorpha is the source of this 756-nucleotide messenger RNA. RefSeq names its product fibrinogen alpha-1 chain-like. The record is from RefSeq and is a predicted model, not a curated record. Lineage: Eukaryota; Metazoa; Mollusca; Bivalvia; Myida; Dreissenidae. The coding region runs from base 1 to 756 and encodes 251 amino acids. The transcript has 3 exons.